AUGUUGUCUAAUAUACCGAUUUUAUUUGUGACACAAACUUUUCUUUUAAAGGGAAUACUAGCACAAUUUCAACCUUUUGGGGCGGCUCGGAAUCUCGCAGACUUAUCUCACAGAAACUUAGCUGGACAGAACAGGCCAUGGAUUCCGCCGUGCAUUUCACUUAACCAAGGCACACCAUAUAAUGCAAUGCCGGAAAAUUCCAUAUCUUUUCCAUCAGCACCAGGCAAUAGUUUUCCAUUUACCACAAUACCUGCUAACAGCAUGGCUAUCAAUCCAAGUCAUAGUUUACCAUUUACCGGAAUUUCUGGAAACGCCAUGUUACCUUUACCAAUCCACAGACUAUCACUUCCACAGAUGAUAAACAGUGGACACUCUAUAAAUCAACCUCUGUUACAGAAUAUAAAUCCUUUUCAUUAUAGAUCUAAUGUCUAUGAUAGUAAUAUGAUGAACUUGAACCCAUGGUUUCCAAGAACUGUCAAUUUUUACGGUCCGUUAUUGAAUACUUAUCAAGUUUUGACGUUGAAUAAUCUUUUGGGAAACAUUCCAUACAGUAGUAUUGGAUUUAUUGACGAACAAACACACUUGGCUGGGUUUACUAUACCUUCUACUCUUACUAUUAUAAAAAAUCCACACAUUAACGAUCUAUCUAUGAACGAUAAUAGAUCGGGCAUAUUGAACAACUUACCGAUUCCUAGAUCGUCUGUAUUAGAUUUUAUAUCUAAUGUAAGACAGGAUCCUUGGAUGUCUCGUAUGUAA
This is a messenger RNA of Leptosia nina, 756 nucleotides long. The record is from the annotation of a GenBank genome assembly. NCBI's taxonomy places the organism in Eukaryota, Metazoa, Arthropoda, Insecta, Lepidoptera, Pieridae.